Molecule: messenger RNA, 2240 nt
Organism: Lynx canadensis (Canada lynx)
Lineage: Eukaryota; Metazoa; Chordata; Mammalia; Carnivora; Felidae
Gene: SLC26A5
Product: solute carrier family 26 member 5
Exons: 18
Coding region: 1-2226 (741 amino acids)
Biological process (GO): transmembrane transport
Cellular component (GO): membrane
Molecular function (GO): bicarbonate transmembrane transporter activity; oxalate transmembrane transporter activity; chloride transmembrane transporter activity
Source: RefSeq, a predicted model, not a curated record
AUGGAUCAUGCUGAAGAAAAUGAAAUCCUUGCAGCAAGCCAGAGGUACUAUGUGGAAAGGCCUAUCUUCAGCCAUCUGGUCCUCCAGGAAAGACUUCACAAGAAGGACAAGAUUUCAGAUUCCAUCGGGGAUAAGCUGAAACAGGCAUUCACAUGUACUCCUAAGAAGAUACGAAAUAUCAUUUAUAUGUUCCUGCCCAUAACUAAAUGGUUGCCUGCGUACAAAUUCAAAGAGUAUGUGUUGGGUGACUUGGUCUCAGGCAUAAGCACAGGGGUACUUCAGCUUCCUCAAGGGUUAGCCUUUGCAAUGCUGGCUGCCGUGCCUCCGGUGUUUGGCCUGUACUCUUCAUUUUAUCCUGUUAUAAUGUAUUGUUUUUUUGGAACCUCCAGACAUGUAUCCAUAGGUCCGUUCGCUGUUAUUAGCCUGAUGAUUGGUGGUGUGGCUGUUCGAUUAGUACCAGAUGAUAUAGUUAUUCCAGGAGGGGUAAAUGCAACCAAUGGUACGGAAGCAAGAGAUGCCUUGAGAGUGAAAGUCGCCAUGUCCGUGACCUUACUUUCAGGAAUCAUCCAGUUUUGCCUAGGUGUCUGUAGGUUUGGAUUUGUGGCCAUAUAUCUUACGGAGCCCCUGGUCCGUGGGUUUACCACCGCGGCUGCUGUGCACGUCUUCACCUCCAUGUUAAAAUACCUGUUUGGAGUUAAAACAAAGCGGUACAGUGGGAUCUUUUCAGUGGUGUAUAGUACAGUUGCUGUGUUGCAGAAUGUUAAAAACCUCAACGUGUGUUCCCUAGGCGUCGGGCUGAUGGUUUUUGGUUUGCUGUUGGGUGGCAAGGAGUUUAAUGAGAGAUUUAAGGAGAAAUUACCGGCACCUAUUCCUUUAGAGUUCUUUGCGGUGGUGAUGGGAACUGGCAUUUCAGCUGGGUUUAACUUGCAAGAAUCGUACAAUGUGGAUGUCGUCGGGACACUUCCUCUGGGGCUACUACCUCCAGCCAACCCGGACACCAGCCUCUUCCACCUCGUGUACGUGGAUGCCAUUGCCAUAGCCAUUGUUGGAUUUUCAGUGACCAUCUCAAUGGCCAAGACCUUGGCAAAUAAACAUGGCUACCAGGUGGAUGGCAAUCAGGAGCUCAUUGCCCUGGGACUGUGCAAUUCCAUUGGCUCACUCUUCCAGACUUUCUCAAUUUCAUGCUCCUUAUCUCGAAGCCUUGUUCAAGAGGGGACUGGAGGGAAGACACAGCUUGCAGGUUGUUUGGCCUCACUAAUGAUUCUGCUGGUCAUAUUAGCCACCGGGUUCCUCUUCGAAUCAUUGCCCCAGGCUGUGCUGUCGGCCAUUGUGAUUGUCAACCUGAAAGGAAUGUUCAUGCAAUUCUCAGAUCUCCCCUUUUUCUGGAGAACGAGCAAAAUCGAACUGACCAUUUGGCUGACCACUUUUGUUUCCUCCUUGUUCCUGGGAUUGGACUAUGGUUUGAUCACAGCUGUGAUCAUCGCUCUGCUGACUGUGAUUUACAGAACCCAGAGUCCCAGCUACAAAGUGCUUGGACAGCUUCCUGACACUGACGUGUAUAUUGACAUAGAUGCAUAUGAGGAGGUGAAAGAAAUUCCUGGAAUAAAAAUAUUCCAAAUCAAUGCCCCAAUUUAUUAUGCAAAUAGCGACUUAUAUAGCAAUGCUUUAAAAAGAAAGACUGGAGUGAACCCAGCGCUCAUAAUGGGAGCAAGAAGAAAGGCCAUGAAGAAGUAUGCUAAGGAAGUUGGAAAUGCAAAUAUGGCCAAUGCAACUGCUGUCAAAGUGGAUGCAGAAGUCGAUGGAGAAGAUGCCACGAAGCCUGAAGAAGAGGAUGACGAAGUAAAAUACCCCCCAAUAGUCAUCAAGAGCACAUUUCCUGAAGAAAUGCAAAGAUUUAUGCCCCCAGGGGAUAACAUCCACACCAUCAUUCUGGAUUUUACACAAGUCAAUUUUAUUGACUCUGUUGGUGUAAAAACUCUGGCCGGGAUUGUAAAAGAAUAUGGAGAUGUCGGUAUUUAUGUGUAUUUAGCAGGAUGCAGCGCACAAGUUGUGAAUGACCUCACUCAAAAUCGAUUCUUUGAAAAUCCUGCCUUGAAGGAGCUGCUGUUCUACAGCAUUCAUGAUGCAGUUUUAGGCAGCCAGCUUCGGGAGGCGCUUGCCGAGCAAGAAGCCACCGCUGCCCCUCCGCAGGAGGACUCAGAACCCAACGCCACUCCAGAAGCUUAGAGGAGCCCAGCUGG